AGUCCAUGGUGCAGUGCCUGCAGUGGUGCCCAAAAAUCUCCCUGGCUGUCCUGCUAGGUGUGAGGAUGCAAACCAGCACGAUGUAGGGACAAAGGUCUGAUGCCCACUUGGUGACAUCAUUUGCUGGUGUUGUUUCUGAGUAGGCUGGGCUCCUUUGCAAGAUGUGUGUUGCUAGUUAACCUGUAACUGGGCAAGCUGUUAAAAAUCAGCUAUUGAGAUUUAAUUGUCAUACUCAGUUCUUAGAACUGACUUAUUUGACUGUGGAUAUGUAAGAAAAGACUGAACUAUUCUGAAAACAAUACAAGCUACACAGAAUUUAUGUUCUGCUUUGGAGCCAAAACCAAACCCUGCUGUUAAGGUCUUAUUUGGAGGAGGGAAAGAUCUUACCCAGUACAGAAGGUGUUGAUGGUGUUUUGGAAAUAUUUGCUGUGUCUCAGGGGAUUGUAGGAAUACGAGGAGUUUUCAGCAACAAAUUUUUAGCGAUGUCAAAAAAAGGAAAACUCCAUGCAAGUGAGCGGUUCACGGCGGACUGCCAGUUUCGGGAGCGCUUCCAGGAGAACAGCUACAACACCUACGCCUCGGCCGUGCACCGCAGCCCCCGCUCGGGCCGCCAGUGGUACGUGGCGCUCAACAAGCGGGGCAAAGCCAAGCGGGGCUGCAGCCCCCGCGCCCGGCCCCAGCACGUCUCCACGCACUUCCUGCCCCGCUUUCGGCAGCCCCAGCCUCCGGAGCUCGCCUUCACCGUCACCCUCCCUGAAAAGAAGCCCCCGCCGCCGCCAAAGCCGAAGGUCGCCCCAUCUCCGCCCCGGAAGAACCCCGGCCCCGUCAAGUAUCGACUGAAGUUUCGGUUCGGGUAGCGCCCAGUGGCGGGGCUGCCAGCGUGGGCGGGAGGGCGCCUGGGAGCUUUGGGGGCUGACUCCGUGGAGACCGACAUCCCUGCUUCCCAGACAGAUGUGGAUGCUCCAGGUAGCUGUGUUGGGCCCAGGGUCUUCUCUUCACCCCGCAAACUGGACAGCAUCCUCAGAGGUGCGUGCUGGGAUGACAGACCUCGGGCUUUCCGCAGCGCUGAACUGAGGUGAACUGAAAACACUCGAUGGACCUCGGGUUAAUUUUCUGUUGUUGAAAGAAGCAGAAAGGAACCUCUAUGGUGAACAUAUUUUCUUACCUUAUUUUCACUAGUGACUCUUUUGACAAUCAUUUUCAUACAAGACACAUGUUCAGAGCCAAAAUUUUAAGUGCUUUCCUUCCCUCCUGCCACAUUUUUUCGUUUGUUUGUUUAUUUGGUGGUGGUUGUUGUUUGUUUUGUUUGUGUGUCUCCUUUCUGGUGCACAUUUUUCCUCUGACCAUACCUCAGAUACCACGUAUCCAGGUCUGUCCCUCCUCCUUCUCUUACAAACCAGCUUCUCUCUGCCACCACAAAACCAAGACCAAGCCAAACAAAUCAAUUCACUUACCUGUGGUGCAAGGCAGUCUUAAAAGUCUUUGUUGGCAAUAAUAUAUGUGUGGGGUUUUUUGUUGUUGUUGUUCUGUUUUAAGGGUUGCAGGCUUGGGGAGGGCUGCCUUUUACAACCCUACUCCUGGUGGUCCCUCCUGCUCUUCCCCAGACAGAGGAACAAGUCUUCUCCCAUCCCUCAAAGUACGGCUUCGAUGUCUGUGUUUAAAAUACCUCUGCCAAGCUCCGUGGCAUUUCUGCUGAUGUGGACAGAGAGCUGUGCCAAAAGCUGUCCCUGGGAGGUGGCUGAGGCAAGCCCCUCUGCACCCCUGCUCCACAGGGAUGGGAGUGCCUUUGGUCCCCGGGUGCUCCCUGGUUCCUUCUGACAGUUUGUGCUGCUGAUUUGUCAUUGUUACAACACAGAGAGGGGGACUGAGCAUGGUGACAUGGCAAUAAAUGCUGUUACAGCUCCUUCUACCUUCCCAAGUGUUUUUUCCCACACAGGUUGCCCUACAGCCCCCACUGCCAAGCUGUUCUCCAUGGUGGUGUCACCGGUGGAGCAGUUGCAUCUAUGGAGUUUGUCAUUGGUGGCUGUCUGUGUUGCACACAUACAGAUAACAGUAGUGCUGAACCUCACCAGUUAUGCCUUAAUAUGAGCCCAUGUGGGCAUGAUUUAGCAAUGCCCCUGCCCUUCCCUGAGCCCUGCCAGUGUGGAGCAGCAAUAAUGAGGGUGGGCAGCACUGCUGGAGCCUCUUCUCCAGCUCUAGUCACAGCACAAAUGGCUGUUCCAAUUGAGUUUUAGUUCCUUAUCUCUCAUCCUCCUGAGCAGCCCCUAACUGGAUUCUUCCAUUCCAGUGGCAGCAAAGGAACAAGGGCACAUGCUCCACAUGUGAGUACGGAUAGGGACACCAGAAUAAAGUAUGACUGUGCUUCAUUGUAA
This is a messenger RNA of Pogoniulus pusillus (Red-fronted tinkerbird), 2372 nucleotides long. RefSeq names its product fibroblast growth factor 5 (gene FGF5). Lineage: Eukaryota; Metazoa; Chordata; Aves; Piciformes; Lybiidae. Gene Ontology annotation, molecular function: growth factor activity; fibroblast growth factor receptor binding. Gene Ontology annotation, biological process: regulation of cell migration; positive regulation of protein phosphorylation; positive regulation of gene expression. Gene Ontology annotation, cellular component: cytoplasm. Bases 483 to 857 code for a protein of 124 amino acids. The transcript has 3 exons. The record is from RefSeq and is a predicted model, not a curated record.